AUGUCGAUCAAAAACGUCAUCAUCAUCGGGGCGGGCGGAAACCUAGGACCCUCAAUUCUGAAUGCCUUUUUGAAAGAAUCUUCUUUCAACACAACUGUGCUCUCACGUCAAAACUCGAAUUCCAAAUUCCCUCCCGAUGUCAAAGUGAUCCACGCAGACUACAGUUCGCAGGACAGUCUCAAGGCAGCUUUCCAAGGACAGGAUGCUGUGAUAUCUCUUGUCGGUGGCCUGGCACUUGGUGAUCAGCACAAGCUGAUUGACGCUGCCAUUGCGGCAGGUGUGAAACGUUUCAUCCCCUCAGAGUACGGAAGCAAUACGCCUGACAAGCGAGCUCGUGAGAUUGUACCCGUGUUUGAGGCCAAGUUUGCCGUUGUCAACUAUCUUAAGAGCAAGGAGGCGGAAAUCAGCUGGACGAGUAUAGCUACUGGUCCAUUCUUUGACUGGGGGCUGAAGGUUGGGUUCUUGGGCUUCCAAAGCCAUUCCAAGACUGUCACCUUGUUCGAUGACGGCGAGGCUACAUUCUCCGCAACGAAUCUUCACCAGAUUGGUGUUGCAACAGUCAAGGUUCUCGAGCAUGCGGAUCAGACAAAGAACCAGUACGUGUACAUCAGCGGCUUCCAGACGACACAAAAGGAAAUCCUGGCAGCGGCGGAGAAGGUGACGGGUGCAAAGUGGACAGUUGAGAAAGUUAAUGUCCAAGACCACAUUGCACAAGCGCGCGAAAAGCUCCAGAAGGGAGAUUUCUCGGCCAUUCCAGACCUGCUACAGAGCGUGACAUUUUCAAAGGAGGAGCUGGGCAACUUCGCGCCCUUGGGUCUUUGGAAUGACAAGCUUGGAAUACCAAAGGAGAGCUUUGAGGAGAGUGUGAAGGGAGCGCUUGCUUAG
Messenger RNA from Bipolaris zeicola 26-R-13, 885 nucleotides. RefSeq lists its product as uncharacterized. NCBI's taxonomy places the organism in Eukaryota, Fungi, Ascomycota, Dothideomycetes, Pleosporales, Pleosporaceae. Bases 1 to 885 code for a protein of 294 amino acids. The transcript is spliced from 2 exons. The record is from RefSeq and is a predicted model, not a curated record. Gene Ontology annotation, molecular function: oxidoreductase activity.